UUCAGGUACUCACACAUUCGCUAAUCGAGGUGCCGCACGUCGCAGAAUCUGGAGUAGCAAUUGCCCCAAAUUCAGAAAUGUUCCUAAGUCUUCAAGCAGAAGUGACCAAGUCGGAGAAAGACAUCCGAGCUAUGCAUGUUGAACGUCGGAAAUGUUACUUCUCUGACGAACACCGACUGGAGUCGUUCAACUUUUACACAGCUUCAAACUGUUUGGACCAAUGUCUAUCCGAAGAAAUUGCGAAAGGUUGCAAUUGUAUCCGGUUUGACCUCGCGUUAAAGUUUUCAUCAGUCGAUUUCGAAAAUGUGACUUAUUGUGAAGGACCAGCUUUCAAAUGUGCAAGACACGUGAUGGGAAAUGUAUCCAAAGUAGGAACGGAGAUAAUUUGCCCACAUUGUAAACCGACCUGCAAUAAAAUUGAGUACAUUGCUCAGUUAUCGUCUCUGCGACUGAGGGAAGAUUUCACAAUACGUGUAGAGCUGGACGAGGAGGACGAAGGAAAUACUCCGGAUAACUUUGUUCGUCCGAAUGCAUCAAUUGUUCACGUAUUUUUUGGGUCGGAUAAUGUCUACUCGAGGGUUAGGAAAAAUAUGUACGAUUCCAACGACUUUUUCGCACACAUUGGGGGAAUUCUUGGUCUAUUUCUUGGCCUUUCUGUGAUCAGUGCCGUCGAACCGAUUAACCUUCUGUUUUGGAAGAUUGCUCAAAUAUUUUCCAAAAAGUCGAAAGUUAACCCACAAAAUCAAAGCCCUGGCACCAUAUUGCGAAAUGACCGCUCAUUUUAUGCACCAUCCCCAAAAAAUUACUACGGCGAGAUGCCAAAUGCAAAUCAAGUUCCAUGGUUCAAAAACCAAUAUUCCAUGUUUGGACCAACAAUGCAAGGAAAUCGUGUACAUCCAAAGGGGCAUGAUAGCAUUAUGAGCCGCCGGUAUUGAGGACAGAAAGUAUUUGUGAAGAAUAAUUUAAAGCAAUCUUGGGGAACUUUUUUGAAAAAUUUAACUCGAAAAUAUUAAUGUACUUGUAAAUAUUUGUUUACGGAAUAAUACGAUAUGCAGUUCGCUAUAGUGAAAUUAGUUUUUCUGUUGAUAUAUAUUAUACGUACUCUGUUAAUAUUUAUGUGUUAGGUUUUGUAAACUACACAUUACACAAAUCAAUACAUACACAUAGAAUCGUAUAAUUUUAACUUAUAUGAUGGAUACAUAUGUAUGCAUAGAUAUUUACAUAAAAUUUAUAAAUUUUUAGUUCUGCAAUUUUCAUUUGAUCGUCUGCAUUUACGCAUGAUAAUUGUAAGUAAUACACAUGUAUCUAAAUAUAUAUGUACUUAUUUAUGUGGCUCUGGAUUCGGUCCUCGAUUUCGACUAGAUCGAUGCGUAAAUUCGGCAUAGGCUAAUUGAAAAGGUCUUUUUUGGUCUCGGGUUUUUAUAUGUUAGUGUUGAAGAUCAAUAUUGAUCGAUGUGGCACAAUUUCGAAAUGCCUUUUCGGCCGGUACAACCUGCAGCGGCUGCAAAUUUUCAAAUGAGAAAACUAAUUAAGGUUUAACCAGGUUUAACUAAAAGAGUCAUUAAAAUGAAUGUGCUGGCAAAGCUAAGUGAUACGUAGUAAUGUACAUAA
Molecule: messenger RNA, 1611 nt
Organism: Folsomia candida
Lineage: Eukaryota; Metazoa; Arthropoda; Collembola; Entomobryomorpha; Isotomidae
Product: pickpocket protein 28-like
Exons: 6
Coding region: 78-935 (285 amino acids)
Biological process (GO): sodium ion transmembrane transport
Cellular component (GO): membrane
Molecular function (GO): ligand-gated sodium channel activity
Source: RefSeq, a predicted model, not a curated record